Messenger RNA from Panicum virgatum (switchgrass), 2851 nucleotides. Its product is annotated as interactor of constitutive active ROPs 2, chloroplastic-like. Lineage: Eukaryota; Viridiplantae; Streptophyta; Magnoliopsida; Poales; Poaceae. The coding region runs from base 619 to 2451 and encodes 610 amino acids. The transcript has 4 exons. The record is from RefSeq and is a predicted model, not a curated record.
UCAGGAUCUAUCAUGAAUAUCCAUCUUCUGUGGGGUUUUUUUUUGAGACAGUAAAACUGUGCGAGUUACAGCGCCUCCUCCCUUCGAAAUUUCGCCCGCCUUUUCUUGUUUACUUUGUGCCAGUCCAUGUAAGGCUGCCAUUAUUGUUCUCCUCCUGGAGAGAAUCCCCAGUUUGGCCCUCACCACUAUAUCUGCUAGGCUGGUCGAAUCAAGGGUAGUUUGGUAAUGCUUGCAAUAUUAUAAGGUUUGUUGUGGAAGUGGGUUCCUGCUCUUUCCUGGAUUCCCUCCACCAGAGUCCUUGGAUUGGGGUCCCUGUAUAGGGUGUGGACCGUGUGCAUUUUUUUUAAUUUCAUGUGAAGGGGUACCGAGGCAGAUAUAUGCACCACGUCCAUUUCUUUUUGACCUAUUUUGGUAGCUAAGUUUUCAGGUUCGUUUUGAAAAGAAAGAUUUCAGCUUCUUGAAUGAUGAUAUAGGGUGUGGACCGUGUGCAUUUUUUUUUAAUUUCAUGUGAAGGGGUGCCGAGGCAGAUAUAUGCACCACGUCCAUUUCUUUUUGACCUAUUUUGGUAGCUAAGUUUUCAGCAUUCCAUUGCAGAAGGAUUUGGUGAGGAAUCUCAUCAUGCAGACUUCAAAAACAAGGAAUGGGCUCUCAGAUGCCCCGCAGAGGACGUCUCCAAGGACACCACGGGCAUCUCGUGUGGCCAAAACUGGAGGGAAUGAAACUGAUUCUACAGGAGUCACCCCGACAAGAACACCUACAGACAGGAGUCCUAAGGUCACUGAGCGGCGGUCUCCACGAAGCCCAGUUACUGAGAAGAAGCGCCCAAGUAGGCUAUCUGAACUGGAGUCCAAAGUCAGCCAGCUGCAAGAUGAACUGAAGAAGGCCAAGGAGCAGCUUAGCUCAUCGGAGGCACGGAGGCGACACGCACAGCAGGAGGCUGAGGAAGCAAAAAAGCAAGAGCAGGCUGCAACUGCGAAGCUGGAGGACUUGCAGCACCAGAUUGAUGAGUCCUCAGCAGCAGAGGAAUCCCGUCUCCAGGAGCUGCGCAAGAUCUCACAGGAGCGUGACCGUGCCUGGGAGUCAGAACUCGAGGCUGUGCAGAAGCAGCAGUCAGUAGAUGCCACUGCACUAAGCUCAGCGAUGUCUGAGAUUCAGAGGCUGAAACAGCAGCUGGAAGCCACUUCAGAGUCUGAUGCAGCCCGUGCGAGGCAAUGUGAGUAUGCAGAAACUGAGAUCGAGGGCUUAAAGCAGGAGAUGGAGAUCCGCCUAGCGACCAUCGAGGGCCUGAAGGUAACUGUCGGUGAGAGCGACAAGGCUGCAGCUGAGGCAAAUGCCAUAGCAAAUGAGGCCAAGCACCAGCUGGAGACUGCAAAAGUCACCAUUGACUCGCUCAUAGCUGAGGGUGUCCGCAUGCAAGACUGCCUGAGAUCAAGGGAAAUGGAGCUCAAUGAGUCUAAGGCUCGAAUAGCAUCGCUUGAGGAAGAUCUGAAGAAGGAACAGGACAUGGCCAAUACCAAUGUCAGCUUUGGCAACCCUGAGCCUGAAUCUCUGAAGAAUGUGGUAACCACUGCUGAUGCCAAUGGGUUCUGUGAAAGUUCUGACCAGGAGAUCGAGCACUUGCGUACUGCGCUUGAGGUGGCUGAGAUAAGGUACCAGGAGGAGCAAACACGGAUGACUAUUGAGACGAAGGCGGCAUAUGAGAUGCUGGAGAAUAUGAAGGCUGAGUACAUGCGCAGAGUGGGCGAGCUUGAGCUUGAGCUGAAGAAUAAGAAGGAUGCCCUCAUGGAAGCAAUGGCAGCAGCCUGUGCAGCGGGCAAAAUGCAGCAGGAACCUCACAAGCCAGACACCAUUCAGCCUGAGCUGGAGGCGAAGUUGAUGAGGUCAAUCACGGACAACGCGGAACUGAAGGCAGGCCUGAUGGACAAGGAAAACGCACUGCAGAGUCUGGCAGAGGAGAACGAGACCCUCAAGACGCAGGCUGGCAGGGCAGAGGCGGAGCUGCAGCAGAAGUACGAGGCGGCGGUGGCUGAGCUGGAGCCGGCCAAGGCGGCGGAGCAGGACGUGCGGAUGCGGCUGGGCCUGGUCACCGAGGAGGCUGAUAAGAGCAGCAGGCGCGCUGCGCGGGCCUCCGAGCAGCUGGAUGCGGUGCAGGCUGCGAGCGGGGAGAUGGAGGCGGAGCUGCGCCGGCUGCGUGUGCAGUCCGACCAGUGGCGCAAGGCUGCCGAGGCGGCUGCAGUUGCUCUGUCAGGCGGCGGCGGUGGGGAUAACAACAGCAUCGGGAGGACGGUGGAGCGGACCGGGUCACUGGAGCCCGAGUACAAUAACUCCAUUGGCGGGAAGCUGAUGAGCUCCCCAUUCUCGGAUGAUGUUGAUGAGGAGUCGCCCAAGCGGCGCAACAGCGGUGGCGUGCUGCGGAGGAUGAGCGGGCUCUGGAAGAAGAGCCCCAAGUGAGGUGGAUCAGCCGUGUCAGGUUAUGUAGGGUAGGGUGAAGGUGCUGCAGCAGGUAGCCGAAAGAUGAGAUGUAACAGCAGCCAGAACGAGGUGUAAUACUGAUCAGCAGAGAGGUUGUUAGCUACCGAUGCUUGUAGUGCUGCUAAUCCGGAUGUGGUAACAGUAGUAGUAAGCUUUUUUUGAAGGCUUCAGUAGUAGUAAGCUGAUGAAUGCAGAAGGGAUGAUAAUGCUUUUGCAGAACAUGAUUAGUUGAUUGUGGCAUGAUCAUCCUGUUUGGCUGCUGCAAGUGAACUUGAAAGAACGUUGGGUUGAGUUGUUAAGGAGCAGCUGCUUCGGGCUGCCUAUUAUGUAAUGUAUGGAUUCCUUUGGGUCAGCAAUCUGGAUUUGUUGCAUAGUACCA